CAACAAUCGAGAAGGGACGCGCACGUUCUCUGAAUCUAGUGCGGUUACAUGUGCACAACGUAACCAGUUUACAUAACAAGCAAGUAAAACGACGCAGGGCUUAACCUGAUGAACGCAGUGACGGUUCGGCAAGGGGCUGUUAUUACGUAACGUGAGAGUUCAAACAGUUGAGGAAUCACAGUGUGUUGAAUAAUUGCGCAAGUAAUACCUUCAUAGAUCAAUAAAGUAGGCACCACAUGAGGUAACUUAACAUGGAAUAAGAGUUACACAAUGCAGCGGGAGAGUGGUAAUGUAUUAGAACAGGCUGAAAACUUCUUAAAGAAGUACCCGGAUUUGAUAACCUCACUUUACAGUUAUCACAAGAAGUCUAAGCUAAAGUCCGAGGGAAGGAUCUUACGUAGGGACACAGAGAGAAUCAGGAGGUAUAGAAAGUUUAGAAAAGAGCCCAAUUCGCGGCUGAAACAAUUCGAAAACGCAUUUUUCCAAGCGAUGGACCAAAAACCUCUUCUCUUUACUUGUCCCGUGUGUAGAAGCGUCCUUAGGACGCCGGUGACCAUCGAGUGCGGGCAUACCUUUUGUAAUGACUGUUUAAGUUCGCCAGAAAAUAAUUUUUCCAACAGAUGUGCCGUUUGUGCCGCGGAGUUAGUGCUCGAAAGGCGGUGCAUCAAUGUUUUGGUUCAACAUCUGGUCGAAAAAUGGAGGGAACGGAAUAAACACAUUGAUGAUACAGAUUUGUUUCUCUUAUUGAAGCAAUUCAUUUGUGAAAUAUCCAACAGCGCCAUCUCAGUUAUAGGUACUCUCAAGAACUACAUACUUUUUCUAGUUCUUUCAUAG
This is a messenger RNA of Diabrotica balteata, 834 nucleotides long. Lineage: Eukaryota; Metazoa; Arthropoda; Insecta; Coleoptera; Chrysomelidae. The record is from the annotation of a GenBank genome assembly.